Blepharisma stoltei is the source of this 2400-nucleotide messenger RNA. The record is from the annotation of a GenBank genome assembly. NCBI's taxonomy places the organism in Eukaryota, Ciliophora, Heterotrichea, Heterotrichida, Blepharismidae.
AUGGAGCAGCCUGAACCUACAGUAAAAUUCCAGGUUUUACGAGAACAAGCCAGAGUCCGUAUCCUAGAAAUCCUUGACUUAAUCCAAGGUCCCAAAUUUUUAGCAAUUGAUCCUUGUCUUAUUGGUCCUUUAAGCCUGAUCAUCGAAAUGUCUGUUCUCAAAGAUCAUGGAGUUAGUAAGGUAGGUGCCGUAAUUUCCAAUGACAUGGAUUUCGAUUGCCGUGAUGUCAUAUACAUAGUCAGACCUACAAUCCAAAUGAUGCAAACCCUAAGUUCACAAGUCCACGAAUGCAUUGCUAAUGGUGACAAAGACCACAGAUACCACUUAUAUAUGUGCCCCAGAGUGACCACAGUCUGUGAAAAAAUAUUAAUGAGCAACGGCGUCAUGGGAGAAUUCGACAUUAUCGAGCAGCUUAUGAUUUAUUUAAUUCCUCUUGAAAAUGAUCUCUUAUCAAUGCAGAUGGAAAGAUCUUUCAGAGAACUUGUAUUAGACCGCGACUUUACCAUGUACCACUACAUCGCACGAGCCAUUUUGCAGUUAGAGCACGUUUUCGGUCCGAUUCCUAUAAAAGAAGGCAAAGGUAUCGCAUCAUCCCAUGUCUUAAGAAUCCUAAAAAUGCUUGAAGAAGAAGACCCAGACUAUGUCUCUGAGCAUCCUAUAAGCGAAAUUCAAGGCGCUAUUUUAAUUGAUAGAGAAAUUGACAUGAUAACUCCUCUAUGCACCCCACUUACAUAUGAAGCACUAAUUGACGAAGUUUUUGGAAUCGCUAAUAACAUUAUUAAAGUCGCCCCAAAGGUCCUAGAAAAAGACGACACUGAUAAGCCUAUUCAGGUCUCUUUAACUUCUAGUGACUCAGUUUACCAAGAAAUCAGGGACCUUAACUUCUGUGUGCUAAAACCUUUACUUGUGGAGAAAUUGGAGUAUAUUGAUAGCACUUAUAAAGAAAAAGACCAACAGAGGACUGUAGAAGACUUAAGUAAGUAUAUGAAAAAGUUUAAACAGGCUCAUAAAGAAGCGGCAUCAGUGCAGAAUCAUUUGCAUUUGGCAAUUCAUAUCACGAAUGAAACAGUUAAAAACCCGUUUUUUAAUCAAAAUUUGGAUAUUGAGCAUUCAAUCAUUAUGGGGGACACAGAUCCAAUGAUAUUAGACCAUAUAGAAAGGCUUAUUGGCAUGGGCGAAGACCUCUAUACAGUUCUCCGGCUGCUUUGCCUUAUAUCAGUAACCCAAAAUGGCCUAAAAGGCAAAACUUUUGAUUUUUUCAGAAAAGAAAUCAUACAGAGCUACGGCUUUGAAACCAUUUUAACACUAUCUAACUUAGAGCGUGCAGGGCUGCUUAAAAAGCAAGAGGUUAAAAGCAAUUGGAGCAAUUUAAUGAAAUCAUUUAGACUUAUAAAUGAAGAUGUAAACCAAAGGGUCCCUGAUGACAUUGCUUACGCUUAUGCAGGAUACGCCCCACUGUCAUUAAGACUUAUAGAAAUGCUUUAUUCGACUGGCUGGGUAAAUGAAGCUGUAAGGUCUUUGCCUGGAGAUUAUCAUACAAUUAGAUAUGAUAUUGAUGAGCAAAAUAACCCUGGAAAACCAGUAGUAAUUUUAUUUUUCUUAGGAGGGAUCACCUUUGCAGAAAUCGCUGCUGUGAGAUAUCUAAAUAAGCGGCCGGAAUCAAGAAAAGAGUUUGUGAUUGCUACGACACAUAUAGUGAAUUCUCAUACAUUUUUGACGUCAGUGAGUGAACAAAUUCAUAAUUAAAAUAUGGCGUCUUCGUCUGGGCAUGGCCUCCCGGCCAUGCAGCCUCGACUCAUAUUUUAAUUAUAUCCGGCAAGGUUUACCAUUUCAGAGAUGGACGGCAAUGCUAGGUAAGCAAUUCUGGUAGCUUUCAGAGCCUAGCCCUAGUCUAUUCUCAGGGGUGGAUUUUUCCUCGUGGGGAAGGAGGGUGCAAGGUUGGAAAAGGGGAAGCCCAGCAAAGUCCUCUGGACCAUUCGGGCAACUCCCUAGCGUGAAACUGGGCGUUACGUCCCAGGCUUUGCAUUUUUCCUUUUUGCCGAUAGCCGACCAGAAAAAUCCAUUUUUUUGGGUUUUUCGGAAAAGCAACCCAUGUACAAGCAAGUAGCUCAUCCAUGAGCCGUCGAAGACGUGGACAUUUGCCCUAGAAGCACCUUGGUGAUCGAAGCAAGUUUGUCUCCAGCAGACUGGUGGCCCGAUGCGACGAAAGGCGAGUGAUAAACCUGGAGUUGUAACCCCGUAGUGGACGUUAAGCGAUAUAAAAUUCUAAUGUAAUAAUGUAAUGAGUGAACAAAUUCAAAAUGAAAUAGAAAGGAGUAGCAUAGAUUAAUAUUCCAGCUUUAUUUAAUUAAAAAAAUAUGAUUUUUUAUAAAUUUUAUACAAAUUUAUUAUAAGCCAGCA